UUUACGAUUAUUCACGGACACUUCCGAAUCCACCGUUGGAGCGAUUGAAAUUCCUCUAGCUGUUAGCUAACAGAGCUUUCGAACAUGACUGCUGCUAUUGUUCCGUAAGUACUUCUUGCUUCUAUUUUACUUAUUGUACUAUUUAUUUAUCAUAAUCUCAUAAAGGCAAUGAGAUAACUGCUUAUGGAAAUCUCGUGACGCGCGAUCUGCAAAUAGUCGUUCCUGAGCCUAGCUUGUUCACGAUCUCGCAGAUCCUUCGCAAAUGACAGUAUAUGUACGUUGAUUGUGCUUCAGUUUUCUGUAAUCGUAUUCAGAGCUUACACAAGAGACAUUUUCGGCACGAUUUGUGCACAGUCCAAUUGUUCAUUACGUAUACAAGUAUUUGAUAAAGAAAACAAUGGCGGAAGUUAUCAUAAUCUUUUAUUGGGAAACUUUCAUCACAUCACUAUGGUUUUCAGAAAAGGUCCUAACUUAGAUUAAAAGUACUAAAUUAGACUAUAUCAAUCAAUCAAUCGAUAUCAAGAAUAGUAAUAUCAGGUAAUCUAGGGUUUAAGGUUACUUCCCACUUUUGCAGUUGUCCUUCAGGAAAACAUUUGGGAAAAAAUUCAUACACGUGCUAGUUUCACUAAAAUCUUAGCCAACUAUACAUCAGAAGAAAGCUUAAUAACUACAGAUUACAAUGAAAAUAUAAUUUAAGAGGGUGAGAUAAUUAGCAAUUAAAAAGAAACAUUUUAACUCAACAAUGAUACAAAUGAUGUGAACCUUUCAUAUCCCGCUAAAUCUAAACCUUAAUUGAUGAGGCUUUUGCCAAGGCCACAAACCAUUACACUUCUCAAAUGAGCCCAAAACUCAUUCUUUAUGUCAUUCUUUGUGGACAGUCCACUAAUUCCAUGAUAUCAUUUACAAGAAAACAAUUCCCAAAUGCUGUGAUUGGUGCAAGAUAUCCAAAUGCUGUGAUAUGACUGGUGUGAGAUACAUACCCUAAUGCAGCAAUCUGAUUGGUGUAAGAUACAUACCCUUAUGCAGCAAUCUGAUUGGUGUGAGUUACAUAUGCAAAUGUGGCGAUCUGAUCAGUGCAAGCAGCAUACCACUCUGCACGCUAACAGAGUUAUUUGUUUUUUUUGUAAAAAAAGGAAACUCAAAAAUAAAUCUUUAUUUGUCAUAUUCUUCACUAAAAGUAUCAAUUGUGGGGGAUAGCAAGUUACAGUUGUGCUAUUUAACAUUGUCUCUAGAAGAGAGUCGUUGUACUGUUUAUUGGUAGGGCUGUGAAAAUGUAUUAGUAACCUUGUGUUUGUUGCCUUUCUUAAGACUUUGGUUUCCAGUUUGGUGCUGUUUUUUACAAUUUCAAACCCAACAAAGGGGAUCGCACCAUUUACAGGAAGCUCAAUAGUAAAUGAUAGACUUGGAUAUAGGUCAUUCAACCUAUCAAGAAAUUAGUUAGCUGUAUCGGUGUUAGGCAGGGUAUCAUCAGCAUAUCCUUUGCACAACUAAGGCCUUAAGCCAUCUUGCACUUACUGUUCUUCGAGAUGACACAUAAAGACAUUUGCCAUUAAGUGGCCAAGAGGAGAACCCAUGGCUACUCCAUCAGUUUGUUCAAAUAACAGUCCAUCAAAUUGGAGGAGUUGGUUUGUUGUGGAAAGCUCGAGCAGUCUGAUGAGCUGAUUCUUUUGAAGUUUGAGGCUGUAGCCUUUGUUGAACCAAUCAUCUGUGAAGGCUUUGUUGGCUUGGAUGUUCAUAGUUUUCUCCAAUUGUACAUUGAAGAAAGAAGCAAUGAUUAUAAAAGACCAGAAUGUCAUCUUUGUUGACAGACAGAUUGCGAAGCUCAUUGGUGAAAUCAAAGGUAUCGCUGAUGGUAUAUUCAUUCAAGGAGAGUUGUUUCAGCUAUUUCUCAAGCCACUUGGCAAGUUUGUUCUGUAGCAUAGGCUCUAUAAGUGUGUGAGUUGGAACUGUAAUGAGGGAGUUUCUCUGUGAUUUCAUUAGGCAGUAUUUCAUGUAACAAGUGCAAAUCUCCUCUUUUUGAAGGAGGGAGAAAUACCUAGGCAGUCAUCCACGGCUCUUGGGUGGCUUGUCAUUGAUCAGAAUGAACUUUGUAGUGUUGUCAACUGAUGCAUCACCCAGAAGGCAAAUAUAUUCAAAUCUGUCCAUCACAACAACUCCCGGGCUUUUGUCUUGCUUGGUGAUAGCAAUGUCAUUGCAUUUCUUUAAGGAAUUCAGAGCUUUGACGAGAGCUCUGGGUGGAUUAGAGUUUUUGCGCUCAAUGUAAUUUAAAGUGAUUAAGCAUAAAGUUGCACUAACCAGUUCCUUUCAUCUGAAUCUUUCAAUAAUGGCUCCAUUUUCCAGUACACCUUCUCAAAGCUUGCCUGGAUUUCUAUUAGUGAGACCUUUUGAGGUAAAGAAAACUUUAUUCUCCAACAGACCAUGAGUUUCUUAAAGAAAGAAAGGCAGUAUGAAGACUAGUCAUUGAUGUGCUCCUUGACUUCAAAGUUCUUUGAAAUUAGGUGUGAAAGUUUGUUAAGGCAGCUUUUCAUUAUUUUGUUGAAAAACUGUUAUGAUGGAUGUUCAGCAUUCACAGAAUGGUGACAAAGCACAGAAAGGAGCAUUCUUCCUUUAGGUCUUUGUCAGAGUGGUGAAAUUCUUCUCUGAGAUGCUAGAACAGGGAGAGUUUGGCCCUCAAUUCUUUUCUUUUCUCUUCCUUUCAGUAAUUUACUGAGAACUUCCUUUAGACAUGCUUGUAAUUUUUCACUUGCAAAGUCUAAAUAUUACAAUUGAACCACCACACUCUAUAAAAUAGAAUAGUACAGUUGUUUUAAUAUCAAUUUUCCUUUGAACAUUGUAUUUUAAUUUCAAUUUUUCUGAAAAACUAAAAUGAUCUUUUAUUGAUUUCUUCCUUAUGUUAGAGAUCAUCCAGUAAUGAUAACAAUAUGAUAAUUGUACUAGGAAUGAGUAGUUUGGCUAAAAAAGGAUUGCCAAAUUUUCAGUCAUCUGCUUUUAGAGGGGUGAGAAGAUUAAUUUAAUUAAAACAAGAAUGUCCUUAAUUUUAUAUUUUGAUUUCCAGGCAACUUACUUUCAUCGGCUAAUAUGAAAUUUUAAACAUAAUCAUAAGUAUUCCUUUGUUUCUUAGGUCCUGCUUUCAGCUUGCAGCACACACUCUCUCUAUUCCAGUUAGUCUACAUGCAACCAAUAGGAAGCGGUUAUGUGAACGUCUGAAAAAAAUUGAAGGUGUACCAUCAGGAGCAAUGGUUUUGCUACAGGGAGGAGAACAAAGUCAACGAUACUGCACUGAUACCGAUGUUGUUUUUCGGCAGGUAAACUACACUCACAAGGACCUUACUUAAAACCAAGCCUACUUCAGGGGAGAAUUACUCUGAAUUUGAUUAUUCGCUCAGUUGUUUUCUACUUAUGUAUAAAAUUUUCAACAGGCCGUCCAACAAGGCCACUUACAUUUCAGAAACUGGCAAGAACUUCAUAACAAGGCUGACUGAACACACAUCCAGGGACACAAAAAAGAGGAUAUCAACAAUCACAUUGCUGAAGAUCACUUCUUUUUUAAACAAAAAAAAUGUGAGGAGUUGUUUGUUAUUGAAUAACAAACAACUCCACACAUCAAUCACUGUCAUGGAUAACAGAGCUUUUUAUGAGUAUAUGUGCAUGUACAAUUGCUUGGGCAAUCACAUUUCUCAGUGAGGGCUAUUUUGUUUUUCUAGUAAACAUAUGUGGAAUUUAUUAUUUGAUAUUUGACUCUCAAUAUUGCAGAUCAUGUCAAUUCCUAUUUUCAGGAAUCAUAUUUUCAUUGGACCUUUGGUGUUCUAGAAGCUGAUUGUUUUGGUGCUGUAGAGGUGGAUACAGCAUGUACAAUCUUGUUUGUUCCACGUCUGCCUCCAGAAUAUGCUAUAUGGAUGGGAAAGUGAGCAUCUUAGAAUGACUGUUUGUAGUAUUGGCUGCUUAACCCAUUUACUUCUGCACAGCUCUGUGCAGAAGUGCCCAGUUGUCCUGAUUGACUCUAACUGAAUGGUUGUAUUGUGCAUAGAAAGUUUUCAGUGACUGAUGAUCGCUAUUAAAUAAAUAUUAAAAGUGGCUUAUAAUGGCCUAUUGACUGUCCUUUGAAAUUGGCAGUAGUCCAUGAAAGAAAUGUUUUGUGCUUUUUGUUUUUCAGGAUCCACAGCCAGGAGCAUUUUCAGAAAAAGUACGAAGUGGGUGAGGUCUUUUUUACAGAUGAGGUAAUUUAUGCAUUUUAAAUAUUAGCUUGAGAUGAUGAUGAUAAUUAUGAUUAUUAUUAGCAUAAUCAUUAUUGUUUUAUGAUGUUUUUGUUGUUGUUAUUGUUAUUAUAAUCAUGACUUCUGAUGCUGUUCUUCUUCUAUUCCUGUAUAAGAUAAAUAUGGAGUAGAAUAAAUUCACAACAAUACAGUCUGACUUAUGAUUUACUGAUUCUUACUUAGAUAGCUGAAGUACUACAGAAGAAGUCUCCAUCUGUUCUCUUGACUCUUGUAAGUAGUUGCCAUUCAACAGGAGUUAUGCCCCUAGCCCUGCAGCUUAAUUCUAUAGAAAGAUUUCAAUGAAUGUACAAUACUAAAACUUAACAUAACUUGGCUUACAUUGGUAUCAUUCCAAUUUUGUUAGUGCUUAUGCAUGUAAAAACUGAUUUUUAAAGGACGUUCUGCAAACAAAGAGCAAUCUUCAUUGCAUCAAUUUGUAGUAGUACUCAAGUAUUUUACUCUUUACUUUUCGGAUACAUCUGACCUCAGGUGAUAAAUUGAUUUGCUUGUUCUUUGCAGCGAGGACUCAACUCUGAUUCAGGUCAUCAUAGCAGAGAAGCAGCAUUUGAUGGCAUUAGCAAGUGGGUUUGAUGCUGUUAAUGUUAUUUUGUGGUCAGGUCUAGCUAGAUAUAUCAAGGUAAUUUGGUUUAUCAACUGAGUUGAUAAUGUAAAUUAGCCACCAUAAAGAGUUUUGAAGCUGACAUUUCUAGCACAGGCCCUUAAUCAGAGCAAAAUUUCAAACCCCUUUCAAACCCCUCUCAAAGCCCUUGGCUCUGAUGAAGGGCUACUGUUCAACAUGUCAGCUUUGAAACUCUUUACAGUGGCUAAUUUACAUUUCAACUCAGUUUGUAAACUAAAUAAUCUUGUUAUAUAUUCCCUCACCAAAGCAGGUCCACAGUUUCUUUAGAAACUUACCCCCUUGAUUCAGUACCCAGAUAUAGUUCCCUGUGUUAUUAACAGUACAUCCUUGUACAUGCCUUAGCUCUAAGCUUUAUGCCAAAACCAGUCAACUUGCACCUAUGGAUCUCAAAGUUCUAUAUAUGUUGUUAGAUACCCCCAGUAAGGUGUGCCCUGAGUGUUUUUUGUAUCAAUUCCUCUCCAGGUUCAAUGUGGAUAGCAAGAUUUUGCAUCCAGAGAUUGCUGAAUGGUAAGUGUUGUUAAGAAUUAAGUACAUAUUUUGCUUGUGUUAGGCUUUCUAUCUUGAUUAUGCAAAAUACAAUUUUUGUAAACAAGCAAGCUUUACAGAAUACAUCAAAGUUUCCUUGUUUUUUCUUUCUGUUUACCUGUUUGUUUUUGGGUCUAGUCGAGUUUUCAAGACACCUCAGGAAUUAGAAGUGAUGCGCUAUGUUAACAGGGUCAGCAGUGAGGCACAUAAAGAGGUAAACUAACAUUUUAUAUCAUCAGCUGGCUUUGCAAAGUUUAACAUUCUGUUGACUUAACGUCUGAGCCAAAACAUGCUUUCUAAUAACUGUGACUAGAUCUUAUUGAAAGAAGGCCAUGAUGAUUGUUGUUUAUCUUAGGUGAUGAAACGUGUCAGACCUGGGAUGGCAGAAUUUGAAAUGGAAAGGUAAAUUGAAUUUUCAGUUACUUUCUCAUUCAUAUAUAGAAAAGUAGCAUGGAAUUUUGUGCAAGAAUGUGAUUCUUAGCCAAUAGGGUUAAUACCAUAACUGUAAAUUAACCCACAAUAUUGAAGCGUUGACUCAAAUUUUAUCAAAAAUCAUGGAGUCAGCUGAUGGUUAAAGUCAAUUGUACAUUGCAGCUUGUUCCGGCACUUCUGCUAUUCUCAGGGUGGAUGUCGUCAUAUGUCUUACACAUGUAUUGGAGCAAGGUAACAUUUCAGUCAUUCAACCAAGAAAAAAUAUGUUUUUAAUCAACAAAUGGUGACAAGGUCCAUAGAAUUAACAUUUCUACUGCAACCUCAUGAAGAGUCUCAAAUUCAGGGCAAUUUUGAAUACUGACAAUAUUAUUUCCUAUGAAUAUAAACAGAGGAGAUAUUGGAAUAUCUCAGCCUUCCCCUUGCAGAGUAAAACUUCAGUGGUUUAUCGUGUUAAUAAUUCUCUUUCAGUGGUCAUAACUGUGCUACUCUCCAUUAUGGCCAUGCAGGAGCACCAAAUGACAAGAAGAUCCAUGAUGGAGAUCUGUGGUGAGUUGAACAUAAUUCUAACAAAUGACUAUUUCAUUUAUUGAGAAGUCAAGCUAAAACGGUUUGAGAAUAAAGAAAGCAAAUAAAGAGUUCUGUUUGGGUGUGAUAAUGCUAUUGAGGCAAGUGUCUUUCAAGGAUGACUGCUCAGGUGCUGUGUAGGUUGAAAAGUCCUUUAAAGUCUUCACCAUCAACUUGCUCUUACAUGGUGUAGAAGACACAGAAUACGUCACACUGUUGUUUUCAUUGUUUUCUCAUUCUCGGUUGUAAUGAAAUUCUAUUGUGACGUAUACUGUGUCUUCUACACCAAGUAAUAACCCAUCAACUGACAGCACCAACUCUGGUUUUGUAUAAGAUAGUUCAGUGUGAUGCUUGUAAAUAGACUUUUGGCCAUGUUGUUAAUCAAUUUAUUCAAAUUGAUCACUGUAAUGACUGUUUUACUAAUGUUAUUUUGUAGCCGUUGUUGUUUAUUUUCCUUUGCUCCACUUUACAGCUUGUUUGAUAUGGGAGGAGAAUACUAUUGCUAUACGUCAGACAUCACUUGUUCUUUUCCAGCCAAUGGCAAAUUCACAGAUGAUCAGCGUAAUAUUUAUGAAGCCGUCUACAAAGCCAGUCGUGCAGUCAUGGCAGCCGUUAAACCUGGUAAGUGCUGUUUUAAGUGCCUUUUUGUUGUUAUCUAAGCUCCAGGUUCUGACGCUUUGUCAUAUAUUCAGAGAAAUAAUCGUGAUAUAUGGUGGAAAAAAAACAUUUAGCGACACCUGUUUUUUUUUUUGUUUUGUUUUAUGAAGGGUGAGUAAUUUUUUAAAUGUAUCAACAAAACUGAAUAAAUCAAACAAGGAGGACUGGUAACAACGCAAAGCGAGUGAAAACAGUGAUUUAUUUUUUUGUUCAGAAUUUUCUUUUGCUAUUGCUGACACUGUGACAUGCACAUUUUAGUCUGUUCUCCCGGGAAAAUUGGUCGUUGUAAGUAUGUGGCCUGUUAAGAGUGUUAUGCCAUUAUAGCAUUGCAUUUUUCAAAAAUAGGUCGUUACCCUCAACAGGUGUAAAGUGGCCUGAUAUGCACCGUUUGGCAGAGCGUGUCCAGCUACGGUGUCUUAGAGACAUGGGGCUCCUGAAGGGAGACCUGGAUGAAAUGAUGAAGGUUCAUCUUGGGGCUGUUUUUAUGCCUCAUGGCCUGGGACAUUUAAUGGGACUGGAUGUGCACGAUGUUGGAGGAUACCCAGAGGUAAAAAUCUUACCAUUAACAUAGUGAAUUCAGUUACAGCAAACUGGUUCAAAGGAAGAAAAAUUUCCCAAUGUGACCGAUGCUUCGCCAUAUGAUAGGUUCCUGCAUAUCACUAGGAUUUUUUUUCAAUAUUCUACUUAACCAGGAAGGGUGUUGUCUCUGUGAAUUUGAUGUAUUUGUCUCCUUUGUUGUCACCUCUCCCCUAUCUCUAUCUCUAUCUCGUCUCUGUUUUUUCUUUUUCCUGAAGCUGUAGUAGUUUUUUUUCUUUCGGUUAAACUCGUUUCAUUUCUUCGCCUAGCACUAUAACAGAGAAAGUUCUGAGCUAGUACUCUGCCAGAGUCUUGUCAACUCCAAUUUCUUUAAAUCUUACACAAUUUGAGACUAGUCCGUUCAUUACCAUUUGAAAUUUGCAGGGUACUGAACGGUUAAAAGAACCAGGCCUCCGCUCGCUCCGAACCACUCGUGUAUUAGAAGAGGGAAUGGUACUGACCAUUGAGCCAGGACUUUAUUUUAUUGAUGCUGUAAGUAACGACUGCUUGGUAAUUACCUCGGAGGCCUUUUUACUUGCAAAUAUUUUUUGAAGGGAAUAAGAUAGUUACCAGUGAAAUGAAGAUUUGCUCUAUUUUCAGACUUUGAAUCCUGCUUUGGAAAACCCUGAGACGGCGCGAUUCUUCAAUCAAGAAAUGCUACAGCGAUUCAGGAAUUCUGGAGGGGUGAGAAUUUUUACCUGACUUCAAAUUAGUGUUGUUUUCGUCCCAAAAAUGUUUGUCACCAAUGAUUCUACCCCAAAUGCUAAAGAUGGUUAGAUUUCCACAAAGAAGUACCAGGUAAAAUCUUGAGAUUUAAAUUAGCUCUUUCGAUUUAAAAACCUAACUUACCGUUUUGAUUUUGUCCAGGUUCGAAUUGAAGAUGAUAUUGUGGUGACGUCAGAUGGAAUGGAGCUGAUGACUUGUGUUCCACGUACUGUGCAAGAAAUCGAGGCUUUGAUGGCAGAGGGAGCCAGUCUCCCGCCCCAUUUCUCCCCUUCAGUUUCAUCCCAAGUAGCAAAUUAAGUUCGAUUAGAUCUCUUUGCACAAAUGUGUAACUACCGAAUCAUAAGCAAUAUCAAGCAUGAAUUGAACCUUACCACCAAAGUGAUCCAUACAAGUUAAAAUGUUAAUGCUCUAUUGUGUGAAAACUGUUUGUGACGAUUCCUUCAGUUUUAUCAAAUUUCAUCAAUCAUUUAUCAAAUUUUAUCAAAUCAAAAAAACAAAAACAAAAAAACAAAAAAAAAAAAUCAAUCAUUUUUUUGUCGUGAGUGAUAUGAUUGUGUGAGAAAUAGAGACACUACAUUUAUUUGACAGAAGUUAAUUCUUAACCUCUUAGGGGUUAAAUUUCUCCUUGCAAAAUCAAAGAAUCAUCUACACGGUAUCAUACAAAAAGAUGGGACAAGGAAGAAAAAAUUAAUCUGGCAACAUAGUUCGAUUAGAUACCAAAUUCUCCUAGCUAAAAUGGUAAAAAGUGUAUGGCAGAAAGAAAGGAGAAUCGCAAUUUUAGAAGUAAAAGAUCAAGCAUUGUUCAUGACCAAACGAAUGAGUAACCCAGAGAUAUUAAGCUCAACAGAUGCAAUUCUGUGCAAGCUAAAAGUUUGAAAAUUGGUUUAGCUGGUUAGAUCGAAAAUUUACUAUAGAAAGUUUACUAAAGUAAGAAAUAGAUACCUACAUCAAUUCAAUAACUUUAUGCAUUCCUCGAAAGUCUUCAUGAAAGAAAAUUUGACAAAAUUUUUUAAUUAAGAAAAUUUGCCAGAAUAAAUUAGAAAUACUUUGAAAUUAAAUAACAUAUGUCUUUUUAGAGCUUAUAACCGACUCCUUUAAUGCCUGGGUGUCACAAUAAACACUGAUUUUCUUUCCUUUUUCCUUACCUUCCCUCUGACGAAGAGCUAAUGCUCGAAGAGCUUUAGAAUCGCUCUACGGUGGGCAAUUCACAUUAUCAACUUAACUAGUAAAAUCAAAUUAAGCGUGCUUAACUCCAUUUGUCUUGGUACUGGCGUCUUCUUUAAGCUGUAAACAAUGGUCUUCAUUUGCUGCUUUUUCUUUUGAGUGUUCCUUGGUAAAAAUUUUUAUGAAC
Messenger RNA from Pocillopora meandrina, 9724 nucleotides. The record is from the annotation of a GenBank genome assembly. Lineage: Eukaryota; Metazoa; Cnidaria; Anthozoa; Scleractinia; Pocilloporidae.